UUGUACGACUGGAUCGGACCAUGGAGCAGAUCGUCUUUCCUGUCCCAAACAUCUGUGAGUUCCUAACCCAAGAGUCCAAGCUGCGUGUUUACUACACUACAGAGAGAGAUGAGCAAGGCAGCAAAAUCAAUGAUUUCUUCUUACGCUCUGAGGAUCUCUUCAAUGAGAUGAUCUGGCAGAAAAAGUUAAGAGCCCAGCCCAUCUUGUACUGGUGUUCCAGAAACAUGUCGUUCUGGAGUAGCAUUUCUUUUAACCUGGCUGUGCUUGUAAACCUGUUAGUGGCCUUUUUCUACCCUCUGGAGGGCAUCGGAGGAGGUAAGUUACCCGUUUCCCAACACACGUUCAAACUUUUCUGA
This is a messenger RNA of Cynoglossus semilaevis (tongue sole), 356 nucleotides long. RefSeq names its product inositol 1,4,5-trisphosphate receptor type 1-like. The coding region runs from base 21 to 356 and encodes 111 amino acids. The record is from RefSeq and is a predicted model, not a curated record. The transcript has 2 exons. Lineage: Eukaryota; Metazoa; Chordata; Actinopteri; Pleuronectiformes; Cynoglossidae. Gene Ontology annotation, biological process: calcium ion transport.